Marmota monax (woodchuck) is the source of this 4657-nucleotide messenger RNA. It is a transcript of the gene Syt13, whose product is annotated as synaptotagmin 13. The record is from RefSeq and is a predicted model, not a curated record. The transcript is spliced from 6 exons. Gene Ontology annotation, biological process: cellular response to calcium ion; calcium-ion regulated exocytosis; regulation of dopamine secretion. Bases 105 to 1385 code for a protein of 426 amino acids. NCBI's taxonomy places the organism in Eukaryota, Metazoa, Chordata, Mammalia, Rodentia, Sciuridae. Gene Ontology annotation, molecular function: clathrin binding; calcium ion binding; syntaxin binding.
UGGCGGCGGGAGAGCUGCUGGCUCGCGGGGACCCGGCAGCUGCUUAGCGGCGGGCGGCGGCCGGGACCUGGGGUGGUGCGAGGCGGCGGGACCGAGCAGGCACCAUGGUGCUGUCGGUGCCUGUGAUCGCGCUGGGCGCCACGCUGGGCACCGCCACCAGCAUCCUCGCGCUGUGCGGGGUCACCUGCCUGUGCCGGCACAUGCACCCCAAGAAGGGGCUGCUGCCGCGGGACCGAGAGCCGGACCCCGAGAAGGCGAGGCCGGGGGUGCUCCAGCCCGCCCAACAGUUCAACGUUAAAAAAUCCACGGAGCCGGUCCAGCCUCGCCCUCUUCUCAAGUUCCCAGACAUCUAUGGCCCCAGGCCUGCGGUGACAGCUCCGGAAGUCAUCAACUACGCAGACUACACACUGGGGACCACAGAGGAGCCUGCUGUGCCUGCCAGUCCCCCUGCCCCCAGUGACAGUCGCCUCAAGAGGCAGGUCACGGAGGAGCUGUUCAUCCUUCCUCAGAAUGGCGUGGUGGAGGACGUGUGCGUCAUGGAGACCUGGAACCCAGAGAAGGCUGCCAGCUGGAACCAGGCCCCCAAGCUGCACUACUGCCUGGACUACGACCAGCGCAAGGCCGAGCUGCUCGUGACCCGCCUGGAAGCUGUGACCAGUGACCACGACGGCGGCUGUGACUGCUAUGUCCAAGGCAGUGUGGCCAACAGGACCGGCUCCGUGGAGGCCCAGACGGCCCUGAGGAAGCGGCAGCUGCUCACCACCUGGGAGGAGGGCCUGGUGCUCCCCCUGGCUGAGGAGGAGCUCCCCACGGCCACCCUGACGCUGACCCUUAGGACCUGCGACCGCUUCUCCCGCCACAGUGUGUCCGGGGAGCUCCGCCUGGGCCUGGACGGGGUGUCUGUGCCUCUGGGGGCCGCCCAGUGGGGCGAGCUGAAGACCUCGGCUAAGGAGCCGUCCGCAGGAGCUGGAGAGGUCCUCCUGUCCAUCAGCUACCUCCCGGCCGCCAACCGCCUCCUGGUGGUGCUGAUCAAAGCCAAGAACCUGCACUCCAGCCAGGCCCGGGAGCUGCUGGGGAAGGAUGUCUCUGUCAAGGUGACCUUGAAGCACCAGGCUCAGAAGCUGAAGAAGAAGCAGACAAAACGGGCCAAGCACAAGAUCAACCCCGUGUGGAACGAGAUGAUCAUGUUCGAGCUGCCCGACCACCUGCUGAGGGCGUCCAGCGUGGAGUUGGAGGUGCUGAGCCAGGCCGAGGCGGGCCAGAGCUGGGCCCUGGGCCACUGUAGCCUGGGCCUGCAUGCCUCUGGCUCGGAGCGCAGCCACUGGGAGGAGAUGCUCAAAAACCCCCGCAGGCAGAUUGCCAUGUGGCACCAGCUGCAUCUGUAGGGCCCCCAGCCCAGCCUCCCGGGGCACAGCCCGGUCCUGCAGCCCCACGGUCCUCGGUCCUCGCCAGCUCCCCUUGUGCCCGCCCUCCUUUGUGCUCAGAAGGCAGAACAGAUGUGUUUGCAAAGCCCAGGACCCUUCCCCUCUCACCGCACUCCCGUUUUUAUAUAAAAAAAAAAAGAAUCACAAAGCCAGCCAGGCAGUGUGUGGAAAUGGGACGUUAGGGCCACACUGAGCAGGCAGAUCUGCUCAUCUGUGUCAUGGAGAGAGUCCCGCACCAGGGGCACCUCGCAGGCAGGUGUUGCAGGUGAGGUGAGCCAGGGGCGGGGAAGCUUUAGCUGAGGAAUUCUGGGUGCAAAGAAGAUGGUCACUUUUUAAAAAUAAAGCAUUUUGAAAAAUAAUAUAAAGAAAAUCGUCCCGUAUCAACCCAUCCAUCAGGUCAUCGGGGUGAGUGACACCUUCGCCAGCUCCCACCCCAGGCAGGGACCAGCGGUUCUCAGACACUGGUACAUGAAGAAUCACCAGCAGAUCCCCGGCUGCCUGGGGGCGUCCCAGAUCAGUGUCCCCGGCCACCGCCCAGGCGCCUUCACCUUCAACCAGCACCUGACUGUGCUGCAGAGAUCCUUCUACAACAUUCCAGACAGCUCCAGCCAGCCCUUGAUGGUCCAGGGGCACCCAGAUCAAUGCCGGACUCCUCAACUUAGAGUGAACUUAGAUAUCCUCUGUUUUUAAUUUAUUUUAAUUUUAAAAUCUGUGCUUUUAAGAUUCUGCUCUUGGACGGCAUUGUGUGUAGUUGUUUUUUUAGCUGAAGAACUUUAUUGUUUUAUCUUCAGAUCGGCUUAUGUGAUACUUGGGGAACCCUUUCCUCACAAAGUAUUCAUGGGAUCCCCUGCGGGUCCCCUGGACUACAUGUUGACUGAGUGUUAGUUGCCAUGUCCACCAGCAUCACCAAAGUGACCCCGUGAGACAGACCCGCCCCCUGCUCAGCCUUCCAGCCACUCCGGGAAGAAAGAACUUGAUCUGUUGCACCCGGCUACACGGCUACACGAAAGUAGGGUUGGAAGACAACUUUAAAAAGGACACAAGCUCUUUUCCAGUUGUGCCUCCCUCCCUCCUUCUGUUUUGGGGACUUCCACUGUCAUGGUAAAUAACCAGCAGGUCGACCUGGUCAUCCCCAGCAGAUGUCCCAUUGUUGAUCCAGUCUGAACAAUGCACCUGCUGAGUGGCUGUAGCUCUCACGGGGAACCGGACUCCUGGGUGCUCUGUGGACAUCACUGACCUCAGAACCUCAGCGUGGCUGUCUGGAAAACAGGACCAGUGUCGUGGGAGCUGUCUGCCUGGGAUGUGACAGAGGAGACGGUGUCCAAAAGCUGUUGGCUAAAAACAGAUCUAGCCGUGAUCUUGACGCUAGAUCACUGUCUUUCACCUCGAGUUGGCAGUGGAAACCCUCAGAAAGUGCCAGAACCUCGCAGCUGUUUCCACCACCAUGGAUUCUGCCUCUUCUAGAGGAACUCCAGACUCUGGACUUCAGGGCUACCCCAGUUCCCUGAGCUACAGGAGGGUUUCCAGACGGAAUCAGGGUCUCCUUCCUCCACGAGGCCGGCCAUUCUCAACUCUCCCUGAGAAUCUGAGCAAACCUGAAACCUUUGGUCAUGAUCUGCUCUUUCUAUACAGAAACAGAAACGCAUCUGAAAUAGCUUCUGUUUUUCUGGAAAACCAGAAAAGCCCCUAAUCCUUCUUCCAUGGGCAAGUCUUUCAGAUAGUGGGGAACCUUGCCCUUGCCAAGUGUUUUGAGGUGAGGCAGCAUCCGUGUUUCCCUAAGGUGUGUUUCUGAGGCCCAGCGUCCACCCCACCCCGGUCUCCUUUGCUUGGAAUGGCAAACAGAGUCCAGUAUGUUCCCCAGGUCAGUGAGAGUUGAGCCCACUCUGUUCUUGGUAACAUCUGCUACUCCAGUCUACAAAAACAAAAACAAAAGUUUAGGUUUGGACUUAAAAUCAGGAAACCUGGGGUUUGUUUCCCUAUACACCUACCUUGGACCCCCAUCAGGACAUGUGAGGGAUGCUGGACAGGACCCCUGGCCCCUGGGUGUCCAUCCCACCCACAGUCUUCCAUGCAUUUCUUUGGACCCCAAAGGUUUAGUUUUCCAGAAUUCAAACUAAGGGUUGCCCCUGAUGGGGAGUGGCAUUCCACCACAGGACAUCUCCGUGUCAGCCACCCCCCGGCCCAGCAGGGAUGUACAGAAGGAAGGCCAACUCUGGGGGUUUUGUCUGGGCAUUCACUAGCAUCCACCACGUGCCCAGGAUAGAGCUGUCCACUGGAGCUCCGGGUUUGUUGAAUGAAUUAAUGAAGGAAGAAUGGGUGGAUGGGAGGAGCUGGAAAGAGACCCUGUGAUUGCAGAACAGUGAGCAAACCUGGUGGAACUGUCAGCGGGAAGGACACCAGUCAUCUUAGUGGACCUGCACAUUCAGGACAUUGAUAUACUCUCCAACUAAGGACGAGCCACAGCUCUCCACAGAAAUGUAAGGAACAAAAGAAGACCACGGCACUGCUGUGCUCUUUCACCAAAACUCCCUCUUGGUGAAUUUUAAAUUAUCCACAGAUGUCACCUGCCAAAUAAGAAGGCCGUCUUCACCCCGGCUGACUCGUACCCGGCAUCUGCAGUUUACUUCCGAAUGAGCGGCUGAGUCUGCGCGAGCAGGUCUGAUCAUUUUGGAAAGGAGCGCUUGGACCUUGCUUGGAGCAUUUUCUAAGGGGGCCGUGAAGCCGAGUUGGGGAUCCAGCGAGACCCUUUCAGCUGAACUGGUACCCACAGGGGGACCUGGUCCUUCCACAGAGGUGGCCUGGGGAUUAAGGAAUUGGGGUCAACCUCUCCGAUCCGGAUGGACAUGUUGAGGACCUGAUCGCCAAGGUCUUGCCUCCCGUCACUCCAGCCUGAGGCAGGACUUGCUGCAGGUUGGAUGACAAAUCGUCCUGCCGGAGCGAGGCGGAGAGAGUGAGGGGGGUUCUCCAGGGUCAAUUCCUUUGGGAUGUGAAGGAGUCUGGGCGGGAAGGCGGCCGCAGCCUAAGCCACACUGGGGUGGGGACCACCCCAAGAGACCUCGUCCACGUGCUGUUGAUUUUGCCUUCAGUGUCUCCUGUCGUCAAAUCUGUUGUGUGUGUGUGUGGCCGUCAUGAAUUGAAGCACAAAAAGACGCAUGAGACAUUGUGGUCCCACGUCUGGUGUCGCACUUUGGAGCAAAAACCUUGCAGUGAUAAAUAAAGACUCUCCAACAGGG